Messenger RNA from Oryza brachyantha (malo sina), 759 nucleotides. RefSeq names its product calmodulin-1. Bases 78 to 527 code for a protein of 149 amino acids. The transcript is spliced from 2 exons. The record is from RefSeq and is a predicted model, not a curated record. Gene Ontology annotation, molecular function: calcium ion binding; enzyme regulator activity. NCBI's taxonomy places the organism in Eukaryota, Viridiplantae, Streptophyta, Magnoliopsida, Poales, Poaceae.
UUCCCUUACCUUUCUCCUCCACUCGCGCUCUGCCUCUCCAUCCCCCACCCCCUCCCUAGCCAGAUCCCUCGUCGGCCAUGGCGGACCAGCUCACCGACGACCAGAUCGCUGAGUUCAAGGAGGCCUUCAGCCUCUUCGACAAGGACGGCGACGGCUGCAUCACCACCAAGGAGCUUGGGACUGUGAUGCGCUCGUUAGGGCAGAACCCCACCGAGGCUGAGCUUCAGGACAUGAUCAAUGAGGUGGAUGCUGAUGGAAAUGGAACAAUUGACUUUCCUGAGUUCCUCAACCUGAUGGCACGCAAGAUGAAGGACACUGAUUCUGAGGAGGAGCUUAAGGAAGCCUUCCGUGUAUUUGACAAGGACCAGAAUGGCUUCAUCUCAGCGGCUGAGCUCCGUCAUGUCAUGACCAACCUCGGUGAGAAGCUUACAGACGAGGAGGUGGACGAGAUGAUCCGUGAGGCUGAUGUCGACGGUGAUGGCCAGAUCAAUUAUGAAGAGUUUGUGAAGGUGAUGAUGGCCAAGUGAGAUGCCAUCUAGUACUCUCCUGGUGGUAGUAACCAGUGUAGCUUUGAAAACUGACAGCAUUUGGCUAUGGGAAUGGACAUGAUUGUUGUUUGUUUUCUUCUCAGGAACGUUUGGUAAUUUCGUUUGGAUUUGUUUGCAGUUGUACAACAUUUCUGUUAUCUUGAUACAACGAUGUUUUUACCUUCCAUAUUUAUACGGUCUUGUAGCGCAUGGUAUGGAGCUUUAGGACCUA